CAUUCAUCGUCUCGCUUUUUGAUUUUGUUGUAUUUUAAAUAAAAAGUUAUAUGAUGUAUCAAUUUCUUAUUUAUAUCUUGAUUUAGCCAAUAAAUGGUUCAAUUAUUACAAGUUGAUUUUAUAUAAUCUUUUAAAUUUUUGCACUUCUUCUGUUUACCAUUUAUCCAGGAAGUAAAUAAAAAACUGCGAUCGUCUAACUUCUGAUUUAAAUCUCGUGUGCGGAAGAUAUUACAGGUUAUAAGUGAUACAUGAAAAAAUAUGUAAAAGUUCAACUAAAGCAAGUGCUUAAUAUAAGUGAUUUUUUUGUCAAAUUAUUAAUAAAAAAAUAUAAAGGAAAGCUCUUUCUAAAACUUCGGCCAACAUUACAGCAGACGACAUGGAGGUUGACGAUAUAGGGAAGAAAGGGAAUCUAUUAGACGAGAUGCCGCCUUUUAACUGUGAUAUGAUGACAGAGAGUACUUACGGAAGCAGUAAGGACAUCGGUGAUACUACUUUCUGUUUGGGGAAUUAUAUACCAGAUUUUAUGAAGAUGCUGUUCACGAUGCGAUCACACCACAUGCUGACGGACGUCGUCCUGGAGGUGGGAAAUGAAUUGUUUCACGUACACAAAGUUGUGUUAGCAGCUGGCAGCCCUUAUUUUAAGGCAAUGUUCACGAGUGGUCUCAAAGAGUGUGAGAUGUCACGCGUCCGCUUACAAGGCGUGUGUCCUUCAGCCAUGGCGUGGCUCGUGUACUUCAUGUACACGGGCAAAGUUAGGAUUACCGAGGUCACCGUGUGCCAACUCUUACCGGCUGCUACUAUGUUCCAGAUAUCAAAUGUCAUAGACGCCUGUUGCGCCUUCCUCGAGCGCCAACUGGACCCGUCCAACGCGAUCGGCAUUGCCAACUUCGCUGAACAACACGGCUGCAUUGACUUGAAGAAUAAGGCCAACCAGUUUAUUGAGAGGAAUUUUAUACAAGUAUGUCAAGAAGAAGAAUUUCUUCAGUUGACUGCGCCAGAAUUGAUAUGCCUCAUACGGAAAGAUGAACUCAAUGUCCGAGAGGAGAGAGAAGUGUACAAUGCUGUGUUGAGUUGGGUAAAAUACGACGAGGACAAAAGGUAUCCCCGUAUGGAGCAUAUCCUCCAAGCGGUGCGAUGCCAGUACUUGACGCCGAGCUUUCUCAAGGAGCAAAUGAGCACGUGCACGGUGCUCAAGAAGGUGCCCGCCUGCAGGGAAUACCUUGCUAAAAUAUUUCAGGAUCUGACGUUACACAAGAAAUUAGUGGUAAAAGAGCGGAGGCCGAACACGCCGCGUAUAAUAUAUGUGGCUGGGGGAUACUUCAGGCAUUCUAUAGAUAUGUUCGAAGCGUUUAACUUGGAUGAUAACUGUUGGACCACGUUACCAAGACUCACUGUGCCUAGAUCUGGAUUGGGAGCCGUGUUUUUAAAGGGAUUUUUCUACGCGGUGGGGGGACGCAACACAUCACCCGGCUCGUCGUACGACAGCGACUGGGUAGAUGUGUACAACCCCGCUACGGAGCGCUGGCGACCAUGUAGCCCCAUGUCCACCCCUAGGCAUAGGGUAGGUGUCGCAGUGAUGGAUGGAUUGCUGUACGCUGUGGGGGGUUCUGCUGGAUCUGAAUAUCAUAAGUCUGUCGAAUGUUACGACCCAGAGAAAGACGCGUGGACGUACGUAGCGUCCAUGGGCAGUGCGCGUCUCGGCGUGGGCGUGGCCGUAGUCAACCGGCUGUUGUACGCAGUGGGCGGGUUUGAUGGCGCGAGACGUGUGCGCUCUGUGGAGUGUUACCAUCCGGAGAAUAACUGCUGGACUGAAGUCGCGCCUAUGAGCGUGGCUAGGAGCGGUGCGGGCGUGGCAGCCCUGAACCAGUACAUCUACGUGGUGGGCGGGUACGACGGCACGCAGCAGCUGUCCGCGGUGGAGCGCUAUGACACGGAGCGCGACGCGUGGGACAGCAUCGCGCCCGUGCCCGUCGCUCGGUCCGCGCUCUCGCUCACCGUGCUGGACAACAAGCUGUACGCCAUGGGCGGCUACGACGGAGCCGCGUUCCUCGACAUCGUGGAAGUGUACGACCCGGUGACGGACAAGUGGGAGAGUGGGACCCCGCUAACAUCGGCGAGGUCCGGCCACGCGUCUGCAGUGUGCUACCAACACGUAGCCCCGCUAGAGAGCGAGACCAAACCCGCAGUACUCAAAAAACUGAACAAACGAACACGCUCGCCUCAAGCCACCUCCUCACAUACAGAUGACGUGCCCAUGCCGGAUAACAUCAUACGGACGUUGUCUACGUCACGGGGUCAGUUAUAACCCGACUGAAAGGACAUAGAACCCGACGGGGAAUGUGCAGUGAAUGUGAUCAUGUCUAUAAGGACAGUUAUAGUGUGUAGUGAAUGCAAUCGUAUGUUGUCCAACUCCUAAGGACAGUUAUAACCCGACCAGGGAUAGUGAGCAGUGAUAAUGGUCAUAUAUCCACCUAACAAAUUACAAUUAUAAUUUAGAAAAGGAGAAAUUGUAAUCCUGAUAGUGCAUGCAGUGACUAUUACAUGUUGUCCACCUCCUAGAGACAGUUAUAACCCGACCAGGGAUAGUGCACAAUAUACAGAUACAACCAGUAGGGAAACUUCAUACAACACGUUCGAAAUGGCUCACGCACACAAGCAAGCGUGUUUAAGAGAAUUGUAAGGAUAUUUAUGACAAUUGUUGACGGAUAUAAGAACUACUGGUUUUAUUUGUCUAUUCU
Molecule: messenger RNA, 2738 nt
Organism: Colias croceus (clouded yellow)
Lineage: Eukaryota; Metazoa; Arthropoda; Insecta; Lepidoptera; Pieridae
Gene: Keap1
Product: kelch-like ECH-associated protein 1B
Exons: 13
Coding region: 377-2305 (642 amino acids)
Molecular function (GO): protein binding
Source: RefSeq, a predicted model, not a curated record